AUGGAGGACCUGUACGAGACCAAGUUUGAUCCGGAGACCUACCUGAAUGAGUUCUACCUGAUGACGGGAAAAAACAGGCGUUUUGCAUCUUUUAUGUUGUGCCAGCUGAGCCAGACCUUUUCAUCAGGCAAAUACAAGGGCAAGAGGCUGAUUGAAAUUGGGACAGGUCCUACCAUCCACACUCUGAUCAGCGCCUCUGCCCACUUUGAGGAGAUCGUGGUGUCUGAUUAUGCCGAAGUCAACAGAAGGGAGGUAGAAAAAUGGUUAAGAGAUGAGGAGGGCUGCUUCAACUGGAAUCGCCAUAUUCAGUUUGCUUGUGAUGUCGAGGGGAGAAGGACUCCGGCAGUCGUUAAAGAGACUCUCCGCCAGAAGAUCAAGCACGUCCUAAAAUGUGACGUCAACCUGGAGAAUCCAUUCCAGCCGUUAACAGUAGAGCCUGCAGACUGCAUCAUAUCAUCUCUCUGUCUGGAGGCUGCCUGUAAAGACCGGGAGGCCUACAGGCGCUCACUGGAAGCUGUGGUGGGUUUGCUGCAGCCUGGAGGAGUCCUGGUGAUGAUUGGAGAUCUUAGUGAGACUUUCUAUACAGUGGGGGAUCAGAGGUUCCCCGUGGUCAGCCUGAGCCAAGAAUUUAUUGAAGAUACACUCUGUGAGUUGGGCAUGUCUGUGCAGCACUUCAAUCGGCAGAAACUUACGAACACAGAAGACAGAAGUGAUAUUGAGGCAAAUUUCUACUUAGUUGCUCAUAAAGAAUAA
Messenger RNA from Myripristis murdjan (pinecone soldierfish), 753 nucleotides. Its product is annotated as nicotinamide N-methyltransferase-like. Gene Ontology annotation, molecular function: N-methyltransferase activity. Gene Ontology annotation, cellular component: cytosol. The record is from RefSeq and is a predicted model, not a curated record. Lineage: Eukaryota; Metazoa; Chordata; Actinopteri; Holocentriformes; Holocentridae. The transcript is spliced from 3 exons. Bases 1 to 753 code for a protein of 250 amino acids.